AUGUGGGGAGCGCCACAGCAACCGCUCAGCCAAAGACUUUGGGUUUCUGGCCAGCUUCCCCUCUCCGCUCACCAUCACUUCCGUCUGCCUCUCUCUUUCCCGUCACCGUCCUCACCUCCACUGCUCAACUCUACAAGCAUGUCGAUCGGGAAGCAUCUCACAGCGUCGAAGAGCGUCGAGGGCGUCUAUAGAGACGUGCGCGACGCCGUCGUCGACGGCCGACUGGCUCAAAACGCCGCAUUUCGCUUCAAGACUCUCGAGUCGCUCUUCGCGUUCCUCAACGGCAGCAAGGAGGACCUCCUGGACGCCGCCUUUGCCGACUACGAUGGAAGCGUCUCGCGCACCACGCUCGAGCUUGAGUACACGCUGGCACUUAAGCACGUUGCCGACGCCACGCAGAGAGCCUGCAAGCCCACCGUCAGGUCCGGUCCGCUUCCCGCACACUUUACCGCAGAGGAGAAAAAGGGUGGCGUCUUGCACGUGCAGAAACCCGUUGGCGCGGUCUUGAUAUUGGCAAGGGAAGACAAGCCUCUGUACGACCUCUUUGCGCCUGCUUCUUCGGCCCUGCUCGCGGGCAACGUCGUGUGCUGUGCUCUCUCGCCGCGCCUGCCGGCCCUCAACGCCGUGCUGGUUGGGAAAAUGGCGGCGGAACUGCCGCAGAACACCCUAGUAUUUUUCGCUCCCGGCAGCGAGAAGGAGCAUGCCGCCAGCUCUGAGGCGUUGGCCUCCUUCAACUUUGACAUUCGCAUCCCCGGCAGCCAGUCUGUCGCUCAGGCUCUGGCCUCUCCCGGUUAUGCCUACCUUUCUGACUCCUUCGCCCGCAACAGCUCUACCGACGUAUGGAAGAACGUGGGCGAAGAGCUGAUGCGCUCGGCCGUCCUGGCUGCUGGGCGCAACGUCGCCUCUCCUCGCUUCCUGCUCGUCAAGGAGGACGUGCUCGAGGCUGUGCAGAGCGCGCUCCUCUCUGCAGCCGGCAACGUCGAGGCGAUCCAGGGAUCUGAAAAGGACAUUCAGCAGCUCGACUUCCUACUCUACGCAGCCAGCAAGGCAGGCGAGCUGGCGAUCGUGAGACCAGUGCAGGCCAACGCCGCACCGGGCAUCGUCACGCUGCCUGCGCCCAAGGCAAACGCUCGCUUCGCGAGCCUCCUCAGCGAUCCGGGAUUCCUCGAGACCGUCACUCGGGUUCCCAUCCUCGUUCUGAUCGCAGUGUCGAGCACUGAGCACGCCUUCUUCGUUGUCGAAAAUCUGAAGCUGAACGGCACCUGCGCGAUCUACUCACACGACGAGGCCGAGAUUCGCUACAUGACUGCCGAGCUGGCGUCGACCUUCUCCAUCAACCACCUCGCAUUGGAUCUGCUAUUCUCGAGCUAUGUGCCACGGUUGUCGUCCGGCGCGCUCCGCUGGUCUCCCGAGCUUUUCGGUCAAAGUGCGCGCGUCCAGCUCCAGUCUGUCGAGGCAGGAUCCUUGCUUUCGCCAGCCCCGGCGACCCGGAAGGCACUCGAGAAGCAGAUCAACAAGACUCGCCGACUGGUCAAGGCCUCGCGCGCCCAUGUCAAGCUGCCGCUGCUGCGAGUUUUCUUCCUCCAAGGUCUCUUCUUGUUCUGGGGUAGCGUCCUGGGCGGCAGCGUCCUGGGCGGUCUCUAUGCACUUUUCCGCGUGGGUCGCUGGGCGGUACUUCGAUACAUGUGA
Messenger RNA from Pseudozyma flocculosa PF-1, 1689 nucleotides. RefSeq lists its product as uncharacterized. Gene Ontology annotation, molecular function: oxidoreductase activity, acting on the aldehyde or oxo group of donors, NAD or NADP as acceptor. The transcript is spliced from 6 exons. The record is from RefSeq and is a predicted model, not a curated record. The coding region runs from base 1 to 1689 and encodes 562 amino acids. Lineage: Eukaryota; Fungi; Basidiomycota; Ustilaginomycetes; Ustilaginales; Ustilaginaceae.